AUGAUAAAUUUAUAUUUUGUUUAUGGAGGGCUGUUCAUGUUUGAGUUAGACGAAAAAGAAAGACUGAUUUUGGGAUUAGUAGAAGAGUAUGCACGUACACUCGUUCCAAAAACUGUACCUAGAGUCGCAGGUGGAUGGGUUAGAGACAAAUUGAUUGGAAUUGCAUCACAUGACAUUGACAUCGCCCUCGACACAAUUUCAGGUGAGAAAUUCGUAAAAGGUUUGAUUCAAUAUAACUCGCUAAGUGUAAAGAUUGGAAAGAUAGAAGCAAAUCCAGAUAAAUCAAAGCAUCUGGAAACAAUUGUAGUGAAUCUACAUGGGCUUGAUGUUGAUUUUGUACAUUUAAGAAAUGAGAAAUAUACAGAAAGUCGAAUACCGACGAUUACGGUUGGAACACCAGAGGAAGAUGCAUUUAGAAGGGACAUCACUGUAAAUGCACUCUUCUACAACAUCUACACAAAAGAAAUAGAGGAUUUCACAGGAAGGGGAUUAAAUGACCUGAAAAACAAAAUAAUCGAUACACCCCUUGAUCCAAUGAAAACCCUGUUGGAUGAUCCACUCAGAAUCCUUAGAGUAUUCAGAUUUCAUGCCAAGUUGAAUUUCACAAUUUCAGAUCGAUUUUAUCAAAGUAUCAAAAAUCAAAACAUCAAAGAUGCGUUCAGAACAAAAGUAUCAGCGGAGAGGGUUUGGGCCGAACUACAAAAGAUGUUUUCAUAUGACAACGGCUGCUCUGGUUUAUUAGACAUUUGCAAACACAAUUUUAUAGAUCCAAUAUUCAAAAUCAAGGCUGAUGAUGAUAUUUACAAUGAUGCUAUCAGAUUCUAUGGCAGGAUAAAGUCAUAUUUAGAUAAAAAUGUCACGUUUCUAACGACUGAUAGCAAGAUGAUACUCAAAUUGUAUAUUGUACUUCAUAGAACAAUACGCAAAUACGAAAACAAAGCAUUUUACAAUUACACUAUUCUAAGAGAUGCAUUAAAGGCGCCAAACAUUAUCUGCAAGGCUAUUAACGUCAUUGAAUCAAAUUAUCAGGCAUAUAUGGACAACAUGAGCGAAGAUUCACUAAUUGAUUGUCUAUUAGAUUCUGGCUUUCACUGGAGGAUAAUUGUGGUGAUAGCAUAUGGAGCAGGUAAACUGAAAAAUGUUGCUGAUAUUAUUGAGAAAGUAGAUGCAAAAGAACUUGAAGAGAAGGCCUUGAAAUCCAAAUUCAAGGUGGAUGGAAAUGAUUUAAAAGGACUGGUUGAAAACAAAAGUGAAAUAAAGAAUCUGCUCAGGAAGUGCAGAGUCACCGAAAUAAAGUACCCAAACCUAACAAAAGAUGAAAUAAUAGGACGCAUCAUGAAAUCAUAA
Enterospora canceri is the source of this 1347-nucleotide messenger RNA. NCBI's taxonomy places the organism in Eukaryota, Fungi, Microsporidia, Enterocytozoonidae. The record is from the annotation of a GenBank genome assembly.